Pochonia chlamydosporia 170 is the source of this 243-nucleotide messenger RNA. RefSeq lists its product as hypothetical. NCBI's taxonomy places the organism in Eukaryota, Fungi, Ascomycota, Sordariomycetes, Hypocreales, Clavicipitaceae. The transcript has a single exon. The record is from RefSeq and is a predicted model, not a curated record. The coding region runs from base 1 to 243 and encodes 80 amino acids.
AUGCCCACAACCUGUCAAUCUGGGGAACUUCCCCAAGACCUGGAAACUUCCGCAUGCUGCGUCACUGGUCGGCCAAAGUUUAACUCGCGCAAUACCUCGGACCGGCUGCGAGAGGGCGCCGGGCUGUACCUUCCAGCCCUGCUUCAGAAGAGUGUCGGUAUUUCGAAGCACAAGGUGUCUGCAUUCAAGGAGCUGGGUCUCGAUGACAUGGGACCUUCUGCUGCCCAGCUACAACAAUGCUGA